Glycine soja is the source of this 2024-nucleotide messenger RNA. Its product is annotated as glycine-rich RNA-binding protein RZ1A-like. Bases 161 to 778 code for a protein of 205 amino acids. The transcript is spliced from 4 exons. Gene Ontology annotation, molecular function: RNA binding; zinc ion binding. NCBI's taxonomy places the organism in Eukaryota, Viridiplantae, Streptophyta, Magnoliopsida, Fabales, Fabaceae. The record is from RefSeq and is a predicted model, not a curated record.
ACGUCAGAUUGCGGGGGUGACCUAGAGAAGUGCUAGUGCUGUGUAUAUGAAGUACUUAUGUUUCGCUAGCUUUCCGUUCUUCUCUUUUUGUUCGCUUCGGCUCCUUUAGGUUUUCCUUCCGUGCGUUUACUCGGAACUACUCUUCCACUCUUCGUUUAAAAUGUCUGACGUGGAAGAGUAUCGUUGUUUCAUUGGUGGCCUUGCGUGGUCAACAUCUGAUAGAAAGUUAAAGGAUACGUUUGAAAAGUUUGGCAAGCUUAUUGAGGCAAAGGUGGUUGUUGACAAGUUCUCUGGGCGUUCUCGUGGUUUUGGAUUUGUCACAUUUGAUGACAAGAAAGCAAUGGACGAGGCUAUUGAUGCUAUGAAUGGGAUGGAUUUAGACGGGCGAACUAUUACUGUUGAUAGAGCUCAGCCUCAACAAGGAUCAACUAGAGGUGAUGGUGAUCGCUACCGGGAUCGUGGUCGUGAUCGUGACCGAGAUCAUGGAGGUGGAGGUGGCCGAGGAUCUAAUGGUGGUGAAUGCUUUAAGUGUGGAAAACCUGGUCAUUUUGCUAGGGAGUGCCCUAGUGAAGGGUCCAGGGGAGGAAAGUAUGGUGGUAGGGAAAGUAGAUAUGGUGGAAGCAGUGGUGGUGGUUAUGGACCAGAUAGAGCAGAUCGUUCUUCAGGGGGGCGCAGCAGGGAUGGUGGUAGUCAUGGAGAUUCUGGAAGUGAUCGAUUUUAUCGUGAUCGUUCAGGACCAUAUGAGCGAGAGCGACGGGGAUCAGGAGGCUUUCGUUGAUAUCAUGUAGUCUUUCAAUGAGAUGUGAAAUUGAAGAGGUUGCUGUUAAUGCUUCAACUUUCCUUUUCAUUCGCACUUGACAAUGCUCUGUGGACUUCUGGGAUUGUUGUUUGGAUGGAUCAUUGAUACCAGUAUUUUGAUAUGCAAUACUCAGCACAUUAUGCAAACUCUUUAUGUUCCUAAAUGCUGAUCUUUUGGUCUUGUGAAAUCUUAUGCAUGCUUGACUUGAGGUCAAAUUCGAUGUUGUGCUCUAUGCUAUCUAUAAUUUGCUGCUGGGUAUCUUGUGAAUUGUGACUUUCAUGCAUGGGGAGUUGCAUGUGACAUAUUUGCUGCUGGAUUACCUGAUUCAGUUUAAGACCUAUUGGAAAGUUUUGUUGGUGUUGGAUGGGUGGGUUUUGGAAAGUCCAAGAUGGAGGUCCAAAUGUGGAGUUUUGCUUCUUCUCGUUGGGAGAAGGAAGUUUUAAAAGUAGAAUGCCCAUUUGGCUAUUAUCCCGUCUCAGGAUCUUUGAGUAAAAAGUAGUCAAGCGGGUAAAUUAUUAAAUAUUUGUCUCGUAUACCUACUUUCUUAUUUGCUAGAUAUCUGCUCUGGCCUGCUCUUUAUUAAUGUUAUUGACCUUUUGGCAGGAUGCUUGGCUAAAUGUGGUCUUUUUGGAUUCAUCAUUGGGUUCUUUUGUUGCUAACUGGACAUGCAUGGUUUUUAAAACUUAAAAAAUCUUUUCAGCUGCAAAUGGCUUACCUACAAUUGCACUCAAAUAUGCAUACCACUCUUGUUUUCUUCACGGGGGGCACUGAUUGAAGGGGUUCCAUUUUCUAUGAUUGUGGCACUUUGUUUGGGAGAUCUUGAUGCGUUGAGCAACUACGAUCCAUUGCUGUUUUUACAUUGUUGCUCUAUGUGGUGGAAGAUUGCUCUCAUCGAACAUUUUACCUGCCUGCAUGUGAUGUUUUGUUUGCUGAGAUCCAGUUUGUCCUUACCAUAGGAGAGGGAUAGUGAAAACCAAGUUUGGUCCCAAUUUUGCAUUCUCUUGAGCCUCAAGGUUGGGCUCGCUAGUAUCAGAUUUGAGAUUGCUGCCUUACUUAACCUUCUCACUAAGGUUAUGAAAGGAAAUUGGUUGUGUUUACCCUUAGAAAUUUAUAAUUCGGUUAUCAUGGUCUGUGUGCUAAAAUUUAUUAUUGUUUCUAUAUCUGUUGUCAUCAUGUUGAAUGCCAAAUUCUAUUCAAUUGUGUUCAUUCACUUUCUGUUUUGCCA